AUUCUGAAAAGCGACCUUUUGAUAAAAGUUUGCCACUUCUUAUCUCGAUAAUCAAUUUGUCACCUGUAAAAAAGUCCCCUGCAUAAGCGCGUUUGCGAUUUUUUUUGUUCCUAAAUCCGGCUAACAUCGAUAAUAUAGAGAUUUGACGCGCCCGCAGCUGCACAGCUGUUCAUUAUGAUAUAGGUCUCUCUCUCGCCUCGCAUGCUUUUGUGGCCGGCUUCUCAGCUGACACUAAUACUCUUGCAAUACGCGUGGCACAGAAAAGUAAUCUCCACAUUUCGCAUCCCACCCAUCAUCAAUCGUUUGAAGAUUGCCAUCCGCAUCGCAGAAGCAAACAAACUCCGGUCCCACCGAGUCGAUUGACGAACAACGAUCUAAUGUCCUCUUGAAAUUCGAACUGUGUGUGACCUUUGGCAUCAGUGUAAAUUAGGAGCGAAAAUUUUGAGGGGUUUCACCAAUCACCAAUCCUGUGGCCAUGCUGCACCGGUUCAUCACGCGAGGGCUCAAGAGUUCCAACAAUAUUGUCGUUCGGCCGAAUCAAUUCCCCCAGCUGCAGAUACGCGUCUUUUCCAAUCAAUUUGUUGCCGCGGCCGGUGGUCGUGAAACAACAAUUGAUAAUCGUGGGGGAUUCGGCAUAAUUGGAGUGGCUCGCUGCAAACAGCCCCUCACGAUGACCACCAGGGGAAAAAGUUCAAAGGCGACAACCGGAAAUAUCGGAGUCUACAGUUUGACCAAAAAUUUGCACUUCUACAGCUCUAGUCGAGAUAACUGGGCCAAAGAUUCUAAGACGUUAAGACUAACAACCCAGCUGGACAAACCUCUGGUGAUAAUUUUCGCCUGGCUGCUCGCAUCGGAAAAGCACCUGAAAAAGUUUUCCGUAUUCUACCUGGAGCAGGGCUUCGAAGUUCUGGUGGCCCAUCUCAGUCCCUGGCAGCUGAUAUGGCCAGUUCACGGAUCUCAAGCGAUAGCCAACGAUGUGUUGGCUUUCUUGCGCAACAACGACCUGGAACACGGAAUGGUAAUUCAUGGAUUUUCAGUCGGUGGAUAUCUGUGGGGCGAAUGUCUAGUCAAAAUCCACCAGGAUGAGGCGAAUAAAGUCAUUCUGGAUAAGAUCAAGGGUCAAGUUUGGGACAGCGUGGCCGAUAUCACCGAAAUUCCGGUCGGUGUGCCGCAUGCCGUCCUACCAAAGAAUCCAACGCUCCAGAGCGCCCUGAGGGGUUACAUGAAUUAUCAUUUGAAGUUGUUCCACGAAGAGGCGACCCAGUAUUAUGAUUUCAGCUCUAAAACGUUCUUCAACGAGCCGAGCCGUUGUCCGGCCCUCAUGCUGAUAUCAAAGAGCGAUCCAAUCGGAACGGAAAGCGCCAAUCAACGACUGCGGGCCACUUGGGAUGCUCUAGGAAUGAAGACAACCAUGAAGGUGUGGGAUCGUUCGCCGCACGUAGGCCACUUUUACAAGUACAGGGAUGAGUACAUCGAGCUGUUGCAGGCCCACUUGAGCUCUCUGCAGCUUACCGGUGUUCAAGCGCGUAAAGCUAAGCUUUAGUUACCUAUCUUCCAAAGGUUUUUUAGUUGAAGUGAAACCCCUUUAUGAAGUUUAAGAGUGAAGAAAAAAGAUCCUAAACUACCACCACUCCAUGACCUGUGAUACCCCGAAUUGACCUGCGCGUAAUUAUUCGCGACGGAUUUCAGUUAGCAACAACAGACAGUCAUACCAUACCAUACUUAGUCCAGAAGAAAUCGAACCACAACAGUGCGUGACGUGUAGAUCCUAAUCUAUCAACCUUCCAAAAAUACCGAAUCUAUCACGGGUGUGUGCCUCCGUUUUGUUUUUGUUACCACACGAAUAAUCUAAUGAUUGUGAUUAUGAAAAACGCUCUAUCUAGAUAAGGUUUGAGUUUUAGAAUAUCAACAGAAUAAAAAAUUAAAAAUAAAACAACCAUUUACGAAAAUCUGAUUCGCGCU
Uranotaenia lowii is the source of this 1962-nucleotide messenger RNA. RefSeq lists its product as uncharacterized. Lineage: Eukaryota; Metazoa; Arthropoda; Insecta; Diptera; Culicidae. Gene Ontology annotation, molecular function: serine hydrolase activity. Bases 476 to 1543 code for a protein of 355 amino acids. The record is from RefSeq and is a predicted model, not a curated record. The transcript has 5 exons.